AUGUUAUUUUAUUCCAAUAUUUCUCAUGAUGCACACUUUCGCUUUGUGUGGAAUUUAGGGAGCAUUUCAAAGUUUUUGUCAGCCGGCCACAGGGUUACCAACUGUACCCCAUUUGAGGGUACAGCACCCCAAGAAAAUUUGCACCUUUGGGGUACGCAUUCUGUACCCCAUUUCUCAUCUCUGAUGCCUCAUUUGAGACCUGAACAGUUGGUAACCCUGGCCGGCCAGCCGCUUUGCCGCAAAGCCGGUCGGCCGCUCUGCCGCAAAGCCGGCCGGCCGCUCUGCCGUGGUAAAAAGACAUAA
Messenger RNA from Adineta ricciae, 303 nucleotides. Lineage: Eukaryota; Metazoa; Rotifera; Eurotatoria; Adinetida; Adinetidae. The record is from the annotation of a GenBank genome assembly.